This is a messenger RNA of Hippoglossus stenolepis (Pacific halibut), 669 nucleotides long. RefSeq names its product myelin transcription factor 1-like protein. NCBI's taxonomy places the organism in Eukaryota, Metazoa, Chordata, Actinopteri, Pleuronectiformes, Pleuronectidae. The transcript has 13 exons. The coding region runs from base 108 to 563 and encodes 151 amino acids. The record is from RefSeq and is a predicted model, not a curated record.
UGUGAUGGGACUUGAGAUAUAAAGGAGCUGGUGAAGUGACAACAACACAACCCAGAGUCUGGAUCAACACCCGAAAACCUUCCACAACCAACAGACCAGCAGCCAAGAUGAGAUCUAUAGGGCCGGUGAUUGUUUUCCUCACUGUGGCAGCAUUUCACAGCGCUCUUUCAGCGUCUUUGGAAUCUGCAGUGAAGGAGGAAACAGCUGCUCAUAACGAUGGACUAACUGAGCUCCUGAAAAUAGAUCAGAUGGAGUUUGAGGCAGCUCAGAAGAACGAGGCGGCUGAGAUGAAUGUGACUGAGGACCAGAGUCAGGACGUCCACUACCUCGAGGCUGCUCAGGACGAAUCUGAGGAGGAGCGUGUUGAGUUUGCGGACGAGGACAACACAGCAGAGGGAGGCGGCAACUCUGACGCAGCAGCUCAGGAGGAGUCAGAGUCUGAGUCCUCUGAGGAAGCAGAUGGGAGACAGAGGAGGGAGCAUCAGGAAGCAGUUACAGAGACUGUGAGCAGUUUGGAUGAAGUCAGUCAGGAUUCAACCAAGGAACAAGAUGUGCUGGAGUGAGACAACGCUGCAGCGUGCGGAUCCUGGCACGCACUCGUCACCCAGUGCCCGAGCAGCGCUGGACCUACUGUCAAUAAAAAGGGAAAUAUCCCACCUAUCUGUUUAA